Molecule: messenger RNA, 2341 nt
Organism: Orbicella faveolata
Lineage: Eukaryota; Metazoa; Cnidaria; Anthozoa; Scleractinia; Merulinidae
Product: rab3 GTPase-activating protein non-catalytic subunit-like
Biological process (GO): regulation of GTPase activity
Source: RefSeq, a predicted model, not a curated record
AUGGCGUUGUAUCCUUGCAUAAGAACGACAACAGAAUACAAAUAUGCUGAACGAAUAAAGGCUCGAUUACCAGCCGCUGUUCGGGAAAGGAGCNCCAGCAAGUUAUUUUUUGCUCUGGAGCACUUGAGGUGUAUACACUGUGCGGCGUUACAACACGGCCUGGCAGUCACGUUAUGGAAAAGAUAUUUCAAGGAGAAAAUAUCAGCGACAGUUAUGCUGAUGGAGAAGGUUGGCAAAGCACCCAAAGAUCGACUUUGCCGAAAGACCGUGGAUCUAAGUUUUACUGCACUGGAACAGUUCCUGAAAGCCACUGUACAACUUCUGGAAUUGAUAGUUGAGGUUGACUGGGUCGAUUCUGAGAUAAUCGACCUAGAAAUGGAGGAUUUCUGGCACGCUGGCGAAACAGGUGCAAAGUCCCUCAUUGAGGAGGCCCAGGAGCAGCCAAAGAGUAAUGGACCUCUGGUAAAGCUCCAUGCCAAGCUGGUCACUGUUCUGUGGAUAAUAAUGGGCCUGGACAUGAAAAGUGUUAAACCGCUGACGCUCUUCGAUACAACGAGUAAGGAUUCAUUCAUGAGGGAUUUCAGCUCCACCCGUCCAUUAGCGUCUGACGAUGUCGACAGGUCCAUUGUUGAAACAAGAGAAAAGUUCCUUACUCGUGCCCUGUCCUUCACGGUGAGCACUAUGUCGACCCAGUCCUCGCACAAAGUUCUCGGACGAGAGGACAGUGACAAUGAUAACCUGAGAACGAUGUCUGGCACAUCCUCUAAUGACUGGCCAGCGGUGAUUUACACGUUCGCGGAGCAGUUUGGGAUGGACAGUGAUCCGCUGAAGUGCCAUAUCGUGCGUGAAUUGUACUCCGCUGGCUUUGAUAACGUUGCAAAAGAGACCAUGUUCUCCGUUCACGACCAGCGGGCCCUGGGUUCACAGCUCCUAAGAAUUGUGGGACAGCGGCUUGCCUACGUCAUCCUGGAUGCUUCAGAGUCCUCUGAACGCGCCAAUCGCUUGUCACGCCUGCCAACGCAAAUCAGCAGCUGGAUCAAGUCACAAGACCCGUCUAGAUUGUCAUGUCGUAAGGUCCCUCUCUCGCACACUGUUGAUCUUCUGCGUGUAGUGCUAAGCCUGACACCGCAAGACUCGCCCGACUACUCUCUGACUUCAGGAUUGGCCGAGUCCAUCAAAUUCCUCCUCUAGACGUGAAGGAUAACGUUAUCCAGUCUGUUGGCUGUCGUGUUUGGCUAGCGUAGCUUCCAUACACAUCCUUGUGAAUUCGGCAACGAAGGUUACAUAUUCAGCAGAAUACAGAGUCCGAUGUAAUCCUUCGCCAGACUUGGAAAGAUGCGUUUCCAAAGUCUGGAAUAGUUUCUCCACAAACUCAACAGUUCAGCAGCCUCACGCUUACAUUGCAGUCAAAUUCAACAUUGGAAAUGAACGUUGUAUUGUCAGGUUAAGCUAGUCAUAGGACCCAAGUGCAUCUGAAGUCCGGGUUCAAACACGCAAAUCAAGACCUCAGAUUUAGCUUGACGAAGACGAGGAAUCGUGCCAAACAUAUUCAUUUCGCACAGCUAUCUCACAAUAACUCCAAAAGGAGCACUUCGGUUAAUUUGGGGGCGGGGGGGAAACUUUUAAAUUCCCUCGUAUUUUAAACGUUAUUCCAUUUUCGCUUUCUCACAGAGUACCUCAAAGUUCAAGUUUCAAGCUGCUUCGCACAUAGAGUUACUAACAAGUAUCGUUUGUUAUCGUUUAUAUCGGGGGAAGCUAGUUACUCUUGAAGGCCUUUUACGGGAGGCGAGGAGGGCUGCUGUUGUAUUUCCAUCAUAUUUAGCUAGCUCACGUAAAAGAAAAGGUACAAAAGAGUUUUUAAUAUUUAUUUAAUAGUUAGUACUAAAUUAGCCUGCAUAAGAACGACAACAGAAUACAAAUAUGCUGGACGAAUAAAGGCUCGAUUACUAGCCGCUGCUCGGGAAAGGAGCCCGCGCUCCUCUUCGGGAAGACGCGCGGGGACUGGACCCGAGAGAACGGCGGAAAUCGACCCUAGGACAAAUAGGUUCGAUAGAAUACAUAUAUUUCCCUCAAAUAUUUUUCCUGUUGAGAAAAUGGGAGGAGGGGUGGUUUUACUUGUUAAUCGUAGACGGGCUUAUAGGGAGAUAAUGGCAUAAAAGAGAAGAGUUUAUAUUUAGGUUUUACAGUCAAAAAUCAAUAGUCUUCCAUAGAGAUCCAAAUUGAAAAUGGGUAUUUUAGUAAAAGGAUGUCGCACGAAAAACUGUAAUUUUUUGAAAAGGAAAUGAAUGUAAGAACAACUAUGAUGUUGCCAUAUGUAAUAAAAAUUGAACAGGUUCUUUAA